Molecule: messenger RNA, 4035 nt
Organism: Solea solea (common sole)
Lineage: Eukaryota; Metazoa; Chordata; Actinopteri; Pleuronectiformes; Soleidae
Gene: kctd5b
Product: potassium channel tetramerization domain containing 5b
Exons: 7
Coding region: 265-1059 (264 amino acids)
Biological process (GO): proteasome-mediated ubiquitin-dependent protein catabolic process; protein homooligomerization
Cellular component (GO): cytoplasm; Cul3-RING ubiquitin ligase complex
Molecular function (GO): cullin family protein binding
Source: RefSeq, a predicted model, not a curated record
GCUCAGCAGUGCGGGAUCUUUGCUCCCAAUUGAGGCGUCGGUUGAUCCAUCCAGGGAGGACCUCUUUCCACUAGAAUAAUUGAUGCUAAAGUAGUGGAGCGGAGGGGAGUGGAGUAGAGUGGGUUGGUAGGAGUGGCUGAGGAGCUGGCAGUCUGCUUUGCAUGAAUCGUGGACUCCCAAGUUUAGCGGCUGUGUGCAGCUCAGAUAUUUCCUGCCAGACGCGCAGACUGAUCCGAGGCUAGGGCGGAGGAGACGAGGAGAGGGAUGGCCGAGAAUUGCUGUGAGACGAGCGGCUCCGCUCACCGGAGAUGCGUGGCCCAUUCUCCGGCAGAGAGGAGCAUUCCAUCCGGUGUCGGCGCAUCGAAGUGGAUCCGACUGAACGUCGGGGGAACGUAUUUUUUAACAACGAGGCAGACGCUGUGUCGGGAUCCAAAAUCAUUUCUGUACAGACUGAGCCAGGCUGACCCAGAGCUCGACUCCGACAAGGAUGAAACUGGUGCCUAUCUCAUAGACAGAGACCCGACGUAUUUUGGGCCAGUGCUCAACUACUUGAGGCAUGGCAAACUGGUGCUCAACAGGGACUUGGCAGAGGAAGGUGUGCUAGAAGAAGCCGAGUUCUACAACAUCACAUCAUUAAUAAAACUCAUCAAGGACAAGAUCAGGGAACGCGACUGCAAAACAUCACAGGUACAUGACGUUGAGGUUCCGGUGAAACACGUGUACCGGGUGCUGCAGUGUCAGGAGGAGGAGCUGACACAGAUGGUGUCCACCAUGUCGGAUGGCUGGAAGUUUGAACAGCUUGUCAGUAUAGGUUACGGGCGGGCCCACCAGUCAGAGUUUCUGCUGAUUGUGUCAAGGGAGGUGAAGGGAGAGGCGCCUGCUUUGCCAAACAACAGCGGAGAGCUGGUCAGCAUAGGUUCCUCUUACAACUACGGAAACGAAGACCAAGCGGAGUUCCUGUGCGUGGUCUCCAAGGAGCUUCACAAUCAAUCGUACGGGACAAACAGUGAGCCCAGUGAGAAGGCUAAGAUUCUUCAGGAAAGGGGUUCCCGGAUGUGAGGAGGACUUAGUAUUAUGAGCUCCAGGUGUUAUGAUGCAAACAUAUCAUCUUUGUGGAAGAACAUUGGGCACAAUGGAGAUUUAAAGGGGGGUGGGGUGAGGGGGGGGUGUACAUUUAUUUAGUUUUCCCUCUCGUCUUUAUUUUUAUUUCUUGAUGUAAAUAAGUCUGUUUACUGACUAUUUGUGCCUGUACACUUAAACUGGACCUUUAUAAAUUAGCGGAAAGUUAUUGUGUGUUUUUUCUUUUUUUUUAGAAUUGAAAGUAAGGAACUGCAGUCUACAAAUGUUUUAUGCUAUAAAAAUAUGGCCGUCAUCAUAAAAGGCCAACGAUUACUCAGGGUGAGCUACUGAAUUCAUUAUAUCCUCCAACUCGAGGGAUUGGGAGAGGGAUCAGUAUGGUUUUUAUAACUCAAAGUAUCAACUCACAAUCAUUGUUUAAAGAUGUUAAGAAGGGAAUUGUGCAUUGAUUUAGUGCAUGUUAAAGAGUUGGUCUAUUAAAUGUGAAAUUCACCCUAAAAACUCAUUUGAUUUUCUCCUCUGAAUAUUGCAAACCUGAGUUUUGUGAUCAUGAGAAUCCCAACUAUACAUCACACAUGUUGCUGAGGUGGCAUUUUUUUACUUGGACAAUAAAUUACAUUUUCAGUAACAUGAAAAAUGUCACUGUGAUUUGACCGUGUAGGAUCGGGGGCGUUUAUCUCUUACAAGGCCUUUAUUGGUGAUGAGGAAAUAUUCAUAUCCUAAUUUCAUAUUAACUAAAUAAGCUAACGUGUCACAAUGGGGAAAAACAAAAGUUUUUUCACUUGGUUUCUUGGCAUUUCUUGGCUCAUGGCACCGUAUCCUCUGUUUUAACAUAAUUAUCCACUGAUGUGGUGUUUGUGUGCAGUGAGACUGUGUAAUUAUUGCAUUUUCAGGAAGUACACUUUUUAUUUUAGUAUUAGAGUUGAGGGUUUUUCCUCACUAAGAUAUUUCAAAUAUUUCUGCAGUAAAAUUUAGAAUUUUCAGUUGUUUGGACCUUUUUUUUGUUCACAUUUAAGCUUUUAGUUCGAGAUAAAUUUAAGAUUAACUGCCAAAAAUCAUCUAAGGUGUUUCAAAUAUGAUUUUUUUUUUUCUUUUUGUAAAACAUCAGUGUCCAUUUACUGUCUGAAAAACAUCCUCCAGGACAAAAUUGUCUCCUUCCCCUCCCCCCCUCUGAAUUUUCCUUAACUAGUUUAUUUUGUAUGAUUGAGGGAAUAAGUAUCUUUCCUUUCUUUAUCUUAUUCUUUUUUAAAAGAAGUAUUUGAUGUGUUAGGACUGGAAUUGUUUUGAAGGCUGUGGUGAAGGAUUUUUGUGUUCAUAUCCAGAGGAUUUUUAUUUUGAUGUAAAUAAUCCCAAAUUCAAUAGUAAUAUUUAACUCUUAAAGAAACUGCACGUUUUGUACACUGUAUAGAAAAACACGACUUCAAAGUGAAGUUGUUUAUACUGGAUCUUUAAAAAAAAAAAAUAAGAAUAAGAAUCUUGAUAAUGUUAACUUCUGUUUUUGCAUUGUUUGUACAGGACUAUAUAGAGAUUUCCAAGUUAGGGUUAAAAUAGCCGAUGCUGACUCUGGUGUCUUUCACUGAGAACAUCCCCUGGAACAUGUUUUGAUAACCAAUAACAAAGCUAUACUUGGCUGGCUAUGAAGUUGACUGUUACAUUUAAAAAACAAAACAAAAAACAUGUAUUUUUUGUUUCCUGCAGUGUGAAAGAUGAGCAUUUUUGUUGUGUAGAUUUCGUACACAGCAUAACAUGCACUGCAGUGGGAAAACAACACUGUGCACAUUGCUUACAGCCUGUAAUGUUAUAAAUGUAAAUAACAGCAUUUUAGACAACACUUUUUUUUUUUUUUUUUUUAAAUAGAAAGUUGUUUUUCAGGUUUGAUGUGUGGUUUUUUUGAUAGGUUGGAUAUUUCACUCACAAAUAAUGAUUUUUUUUUUUUUUUAGUGUUGCCUUGUUUUCCCCCUCAAUGACCAAAAUCCAAUGUCUUAUGUGUAUUGCACACAUUGAUCUUAGUGUCAGGGACGAGUAAACUUUUCUUAAUGCUGGCACACUUUGUACAUAUUUAACACACACAAACCUCCAUUUACUCAAAUAUACACUUGACUAAUACAAUUUUUAUAUUGUCGGGGGAAACCAGUAUGGAUGCAUGUUUUUGAUAUAGACACACACCACACACGCACACAAGGGCUUUUUAAAAGUGCAUAAUUUGAGAAGAGUUUAAAUCAAAGUAGACUGGAUUUCCUGCCAGAGAUAGGCUAUGUUUACAUUUGCUAUAGUAUUCUGAAGCCUUUCAAUUCUAUACGGUCUUGCACUCCCUCACACACACACACGUUAACAUGUGUCUGACUUGUGACUCCACUGAUUUUCACAGACAUUAUAAGAUAUUAUAAGAUGCAUCCAUUUCUGACAGUUUACGCCUCCAGUGGCAGAUUUGCUUACUUUUUUUAAUAGGAUGAAACUAGGCGUUAAGGUCUUGACAUAUUUUCUGCUAUGAGAUUUGAAGCAUUUUGUGUUUAACUUUGGUUGUUUUUAGUUGUAUCCUUGGUUGAUUAUACUUUAGUUCUGAUGUGUUAAGCCCUUAGUAAACAGGUUGUCCGUACGAGCAUUUGGAAAACGGCAAUCAUUUCAUGGAAUGGACAAACUUAUCACUUGUGUAGCCUAAUACUUUUUAAGUGCCCAGUUUGUUUUGCAUUCAAGUUAUUAUCCACCGAGCACUGUAAAUGCAUGAUGGAAAGACGAUCACACUUGUAAUCAGAGGGAAUGAAUGAAUGUCAUUUUUCCUCAAUCUUAACAGUUGCAUCGAGAGAAGAAAAAAAAGAAAUAAGGUCCUCAUAUCACUAUGUAGAUCACUACUGUAUGAUCUUAUGCAAUGUUCUAAAAUGUACAAACUAACCAUGAGGUUAAGGGGAUAGAUCUAUAUGGUCUUACAUAAAGUAAACACAAUAAAGAUGUUGUCAUUCA